AUGGAAAGCACUUCAGACUACAACAGCACCAACUUGGUGGACUUACAAGGGACCACGACGACCAACCCCGAUCAUUACGCCUUCAUAAUUGGUUACAACCUACCUGAUAUCAACCCGAGAAGCCUGCAUCCUUCUCCAUCACAAAUUCCCUUCUACUGGCAGACGUUUGUAGAGAAUGUCGAACCUCUAAUCAAGAUCUUCCACAUUCCAUCCAUGAACAAAUUGAUCAGGGAGAUGCAGCGCAGCAUUCGAUUCUUAAGCCCAUCCAAAGAGGCGUUCAUGUUCGCAAUGUACUUUGCCGCCGUGACAUCCAUGACACCAAAUGAAGUACAAGAGCUUCUGGACCAGGACAAAGAGACCCUGGCUGCACAAUAUCGCCUGGCUACAGAGAAAGCCCUCGCCAAGGCUGAGUUCAUGUCGUCUUCAGACCUGAUGACACUACAGGCAUUCGUCUUGUUCCUCUUCUGUCUGAGAGAGCGUGAACAGUCACGAUUCACGUGGACUAUGACGGCGCUCGCCGUGCGAAUAGCGCAAGGGAUUGGGAUCCAUCGAGUCCGUCGAGAUACCGAACUGCCUCCAUACGAUACGGAGAUGAGCCUCAGACUUUGGCUCAGCAUCUGGCUGCUGGAUUUAAGGACCGGCCUGGAUCAAGGCAUGGAUUGGUUAAUACUAGAAGAUGUCUCUGAUGUAGCGCUCCCGCUAAACAUCAAUGACUCCGACCUCGACCCUGCGAGCGCCGAAUAUCCGUUGUCGAGAACCGGCAUGACUGAUAUGGCACCAACGUUGGUCAAGUACGAGAUUGGAUCGUUGCUGAAGAAACUGCCACGACUCGAAUCUGAAAGUAAGGGCAAACAGCCUUCGUCAGGGCUCGAUUGGGAUGAUAUGGAGCGUAUUGCAGCCACCUACAAGAAGAACGUAGAGGAGAAGUACCUGCACAACUGUGUCGAUGACGACUACUUUCAGUGGUUGACGGCUCUAAAUACACGACUCUUCUUUGCCAAGGUACCGCUGCUUUUUCACCAUCCCGCUUUGUCUUCCGAUGCAAGGUCGACUUUAUCGCCUGCCGUCAGAGACCGCUUAUUGACAGCAUCGAUCGAGACGUUGGAGUGCUCGUAUGCGGUCGUCACAAUAUCGACAUCUCUACGCUGGAGCAGGCUAUUCCGCACAUACAUCCAUUGGCACGCAAUCUCGAUCAUUUUGGAAGAGUUGUGCCUUCGGUCUAACGCGACAGAAAUUGCUCAGAGGGCGUGGAAAGCUAUUGAGCUUGCGUUAGGCUGUUGGGGUUCAUUCCCUUCUUCCCAGCAGGCGGAUGAAUUGUGGAAGCCUCUGAUAAAGCUGAUGAGGACGGCAAAGAAGAGGCGUGAAGCGAACCAGUCUCUUUACGCGCAAGAGAGGACUGAGACAGAGCCUAGCCCGAGCGACCCGUCAAUGACCGAAAUUUGGGCGUUGGCAAACUCUGAAACGCAGCUGUCGUGGCCCACAGACUAUUCGGCGAGAUAUCUCUACGAGGAUUUGAAUGAAGUUUUGGUAGAUGAUACGGGGGCUGGUCUAAGUGAGGCUAUCGACUAA
Messenger RNA from Clonostachys solani, 1569 nucleotides. The record is from the annotation of a GenBank genome assembly. Lineage: Eukaryota; Fungi; Ascomycota; Sordariomycetes; Hypocreales; Bionectriaceae.